UGAACUUCUUCCGUCAAGUCAUUGGCGUUUCUCCACUAUAACACAAAAGUAGCACGUCUAAUAGGACUAACAUCAUAUAAACUCGGAUAUAAUAGGAACCAUGCGUGAGGCACUUUUGAAACUUCUUUGCAUUUUCAUACUGUCGUUGCGUCCAUUUAAAGCAUCAGCAGUUAUUUAUCAGAUUCCUAUCAGGCUGCAGCGGACAGUUUCAGAACAAAGUACCGGACGACCCCCUGCUGGAACAAACCCACCCAACAGGAAUUGGUGCCAAUACACAGUUCAGAAGACUGUUUCGUGUCAAACACAAAAUGGAACGGAGACUGUUGUGCAACGACUGUUUCAGAGCUGUCGCUGGCCUGGGCCGUGUGCAAACCUCAUCAGCUACAGGACUCUGAUGAGACCCGUGUACACAGUGACCUACCGGAAGAUCACUUCGCUGGAAUGGCGCUGCUGUCCCGGAUUCUUUGGGGAGGACUGCCGAGAGGAAUGUAUGAACUGCACAGGCUAUGCUGACAUCACUGAGCGGAUGAGUGUCAUUGAAGCUCAGAUAAUGUUACUAAAAGAUGCAGAAACACCUCCUUUGCCCUUAUCCAGCCAAUCACUAGAGAGAACAGCUGAUAACGAGGUUGACAGUCCCCGCCCCUCACCCCUAACACCCAAUUCCAUUGGCCGGCCAGGGCCAAGAGGACAACCAGGACCUGUGGGGCCACCAGGCCCCGCUGGGCCACCUGGACCUUUAGGAAAGAUGGGGUUAUCUGGGAAGCCAGGGCCUGUAGGACCUAUAGGACCUCAGGGACUACAGGGUCCCCCAGGAGAGAGAGGUCUUCCUGGCCCACCUGGACCAACUGCAUCUUCUCCUUUUUCCAUUAGGGGAGAUGUUUUCACUCUAACGGCUAGACAACAUGCUCAAUAUGAGGAUGGUGAUUUCCCUGUUUAUCGUGACCCGCGGCCUUUACUCGGACCCCCUGGACCCUCUGGCCCACCAGGUCCACCAGGUCCUGCUGGACCACCUGGUAAUCCAGGAGCCCCUGGUAAAAAUGCUGCCUUAAGCUUUUCAGGCAAGCCAGGUGACCCGGGGCCCAAAGGAGACUCUGGCGAAAGAGGUCCACCUGGAUUCACUGGAAAACAAGGACAACCUGGCGUUCCUGGUCCUAAAGGUGAACCAGGAGAGAUUCCACCAGAGGUGCAACGGUUAAGAGAAGCUCUGAAGAUUCUGGCAGAGCGGCUUCUCAUCCUAGAACACAUGAUCGGCGUUCACGAUACUCUCCUGGAGUCUGGUUCUGGAAUAGAUCUCCUGGCGGAUUUCGCGCCAAUGGUCGGCGCUAAAAGUCUUACUCCGGACACAGAGUAGCCAGAUUCUGUAUUUGGGUGAAUAUCGUGUACUCGUAACCACUUGAGGUGCAAGGCCCUAGAGGCUGGAUUUAUAUGAGCCAUACAUUGAAUUAGUGUUGAAAAUGUUUAAGAAUAGCGCUGCUCUUUCUUUGUGUACUUAAUUGAUAAUAUUUGACAUUUUGCAGUUGUUGUCUUUUAAGAUAGCAAAGGAUGGGCAGCUUUAUGAGGGCUUAUUGAUCAACAGAAAUGAUGUGCGCUUUUGUCCUAAGCAAGCAAAACAUUAUUUGAUCCUUAAAUACAUUUGUUUGUUCUAGAUCACAAAGAAUAAUUUUACAUUACAUUCAUUUAAGCCGCAAACUAGGAGACUGGAGCUUGCCGGUAAACACAAAGCGGCAAACUUUCCUCAUCAUCAUUUUUUUCUUUCUGUUGUGAUCGAUGCCCUAACAUGACCUCAUGCACAUAAUUAUCAUCCGUUUCAGCUGCAGCUUUGUAUGAAAACAACCCACCACUUAAAUCCCAUAGCAAAUAAUACACGCACUAUACAAUAAAUCUUUAAAACCAAACACUGCCCCUCAUCUGCUUGCAAAGUGCAACUUCUACCGCAACAAAAUGUGUUUACACCUUUGCUCACCUGUUCUUAUUCAUAAAGUCUAUCAUUGACUCGCUUGAAAUAACACAAAAUGGCAGAAUGCACCAAGGGCUGCUAUUAAUAGGUUGAUGUGAAUAGCCGGCCGUACACAAAAGGCCCUGGUGACCUUGUUCAGGAGCGCAUGGUUGUUGAACAGCCAUUGUGGCUUAAGCUUAUUGUUCCAGCUGAGCUUUUAAAAUCCCCUUUGGGAGGGAAAGAGGUCUUGGGUUUUUUCUUAUUGUUGUUUUAUAAAGAAAGAAAAAAUAGCCUGAAUGUUUGUUCAAAUAUUAGUCACAUUAAUGCUUUUGUUACUAAGGAACAAAUCUGAUUGCUUGUAUUGUUACUUUUUUGAGGGUUUGUUUUUCAUAAAUAAAA
This is a messenger RNA of Triplophysa rosa, 2335 nucleotides long. It is a transcript of the gene col26a1, whose product is annotated as collagen alpha-1(XXVI) chain. Lineage: Eukaryota; Metazoa; Chordata; Actinopteri; Cypriniformes; Nemacheilidae. The transcript is spliced from 14 exons. Bases 101 to 1351 code for a protein of 416 amino acids. Gene Ontology annotation, molecular function: protein binding. The record is from RefSeq and is a predicted model, not a curated record.